UCACGCUAGACCUUUGACUUGGUCACGUGAUAACAACAAGGAAGUGGUAUUGCAGACUCGAUAAAAGGCAUGAGUUUUAUUCAGUGUGUAUAUGCUUCCAAUGAGGUUUAUAAUUAUUUUUGAACGUGUAUGAAAAUAACACCAGUAAGCGAUAUACUGCCAGCGACAGCCGCAGCGCACCUUGGCUGUUAACACCUGGUUAGGAGAUGGGUGUGAAGGUGUUUAGGAGUCCUGCCCGCCAUGGCUACGCCGUGGAGGGAUCCCCCUUCAUCCCCACCAGGUUGGCCUGCGCUGCUUCACAAUACUACGGCAUUGCUGGUUCUGGCACACUGCUCAUCCUGGAAGAGACGGAAUUAGGGAUCGCUCUGGUGAAGAGCUGUGAGUGGAGCGACGGGCUGUUCGACGUGGCGUGGAGCGAGACCAAUGAGAACCUGUUGGCUGCCGGGGGCGGGGACGGUAGCCUGCAGCUCUGGGACUCAUCGUCCAAUCACAGCGCGCCACUCAGAGUGGCCCGCGAACACACACAGGAAGUGUAUUCUGUUCACUGGUCUCAAACCAGAGGAGAGAACCUGUUGGUUUCUGGGUCCUGGGACCAAACGGCUAAAGUGUGGGACCCAACUCUUAGCAAAUCAUUGACCACACUCAAGGGUCACGAAGGGGUCAUCUACAGUACUGUCUGGUCCCCCCACAUCCCAGGAUGCUUUGCUUCUGCCUCAGGUGAUGGGACGCUCAGGGUUUGGGACAUCAAGAGUGCUGCAUGCCGAUUGGCCAUUCCGGCCCACAAGUCCGAAAUCCUGAGCUGUGAUUGGUGCAAAUAUGACGAGCACACGGUGGUGACGGGGGCGGUGGACUGCAGUGUGUGUGUGUGGGACCUGAGGAACCCCCGGCAGCCCGUUUGUCAGCCACUGGUCGGACACUCCUACGCCAUCCGCAGAGUCAAGUUUUCUCCCUUCAGUCGGACGGUGUUGGCAUCCUGUUCCUAUGACUUCACUGUCAGGUUCUGGGACUACAGCAGCAGUCAGCCUCUUCUGGAGACAGUGGAGCAUCACUCUGAGUUUGUCUGUGGGAUAGACUUCAGCCUACACACACCCAACCAGGUGCUGGACUGCUCCUGGGACGAGACAGUGAAGAUCUACACACCUGCCUGCCUUACAGCUGGAACACACACUGGACCAUAGAAAACACACACACACACACACACACACACACACACACACACACACACACACACACACACACACACACACACACACACACACACACACACACACACACACACACACACACACCUCAAAAAUGCCUGUCUGCUUUUCAGGCGUUGAGAGUAAGACACUGAAUUUUAAAUGUUGACUUUGGAGACGCUACGAUGAUUAUGAGAUUAAUGCACAUCGCUUUAUUGAACACUGAGAAAUAUGGUGUCCAUUCUGAUGACCUCACAAACCACACAAACACAUCAUCAUAAUCAAUCAUUUUCCAAACAAAUGUAUUUUUAAAUGACUGCCAUAGUAGUUGGUUAUUCGUAUUCGUUUUUCCUAUUUAUAUAUUUAAAAUGUCUGAAAAUAACAACGCUAUACCCUUGAUCUAUUUCUGUGUGUGUUUUCGUGCCUGUGAUUAGGACAACAAAGUCUAUCUUUAACAGUUGUUUAACAGUUGCUGCGAUCAUAAAAUAGGGUUCAUGAAGACCCCAUAAACACAGUAAACCCAAAAAAUGUGGGACUUUUUGA
Messenger RNA from Gadus macrocephalus (Pacific cod), 1724 nucleotides. RefSeq names its product peroxisomal biogenesis factor 7 (gene pex7). The record is from RefSeq and is a predicted model, not a curated record. The transcript has 10 exons. Gene Ontology annotation, cellular component: peroxisomal matrix; cytosol. Gene Ontology annotation, molecular function: protein binding. Gene Ontology annotation, biological process: protein import into peroxisome matrix. The coding region runs from base 207 to 1178 and encodes 323 amino acids. NCBI's taxonomy places the organism in Eukaryota, Metazoa, Chordata, Actinopteri, Gadiformes, Gadidae.